This is a messenger RNA of Phyllotreta striolata, 1998 nucleotides long. The record is from the annotation of a GenBank genome assembly. Lineage: Eukaryota; Metazoa; Arthropoda; Insecta; Coleoptera; Chrysomelidae.
UAAUUGUUGACGUUUUCAGUUUUCAAUCAAACAAAUCAACCAAAUGUAUAAAAACAUGUAAUGAAUACGUUUAUGGGCGAUGGAAUUCGCCGAAAUGAUAAAAACGCCUAAAUUAGACGGGGUAAUAUGUCACAGCCCCUUUUCCGAUCCCAUAGAAGGCAGGCUGUGCAUAACGGGGCACCAUUUGAUAGUAUCAUCGAGAAACGAGGACGUGCAAGAAGUCUGGCUGUUACACCAAUGCAUAGAUUCCGUAGAAAAACGAACGGCCAACAACAAUUCAUCCCAAAGCGGCGGGUCCAUAUUCUUAAAAUGCAAAGACUUCAGAAUCAUUCAAUUAGACAUAGCCCAUCCUGAAGAUUUCAACAACGUCUAUUUAUCCCUCCAACGUCUGUCGAAUUUGGAGAAACCCGAAUUGUUGUAUCCGUUUUUCUACCGGCCCAUGUACAACAUCCUCGAAGACGGGCAUACUCUGUUCGAUUUAGAAAUCGAAUACACCAAACUGAUAGGUAGCGAUGAAUGGAGAGUGUCCCAUAUAAAUAGAAAUUUCGGAGUGUGUAAUAGUUACGGCAGCACUCUAAUAGUGCCUAAAAGUAUAGACGAUGAGACUAUUGUAGCCUCUGCUAAUUUCAGAGAAGGCGGUCGAUUCCCUAUACUAAGUUACAGGCACGAUAACGGUACAGUUUUACUUCGAAGCAGCCAACCGAUGUUAAACAACUCCAACAGAAGAUGCAAAGCCGACGAAAAGAUCCUAAAUUCCGUACUGGGGCCCUACAAGAAAGGCUACAUAAUCGAUACGAGGAGCUCGAAUUACGUUAAUUACUGCAAAAACAAGGGAGGCGGCACCGAACCGGAGUCCUACUACAACCAGUGGAAGAAGGUUUACAAACCUUUAGAUAAGAUAUCGAAAUGCGACGGGUCUGUUUUAGAACACCUGUCGAAAUUUAUCGAAACUUGUCUCGAUACGAACUCCGACAAAUGGCUAUCGAAAAGCAUCAACUGGUUGAAUCACGUUCAAAACGCUUUAAAUGCAGCUUGCCUAGUAGCUCAAUGUUUAGAUAAAGAUGGCGCUUCUGUACUAGUACACGGAGCUAACGGACAGGAUAGCACCCUAAUAGUAACAUCGUUAGCUCAAGUGAUACUAAACCCCGAUUGUAGAACUGUCAGAGGUUUGCAAGCUUUAAUCGAACGCGAAUGGCUACAAGCCGGGCAUCCGUUUCGCACGAGGCACCAACGGUUCUGCUUCGCAACCGCCCGAACCAAAGGAAUCCAACCGACUUUCCUGAUAUUCUUGGAUUGUUUGCAACAGCUGUGCUACCAGUUCCCCGGCAGUUUCGAAUUCAAAACCGACAUGCUGGUGACGCUGUUCGAGCACUCGUAUUUCAGCCAAUUCGGCACGUUCUUGGGCGAUUCGGAGCGCGAACGAUCGCUGAUCGAGUUGCCCAAGAGAACCACCAGCCUGUGGUCGUAUUUAAAUCGACCGGACGUGCUCACUCGGUUGUUGAAUCCCGCUUACGAGCCCAACAAAUCGCCCGUGUGGCCCAGCGUGGCGCCCGUUAGCAUCGUGAUUUGGUCGGAUUUGUAUUUCAGGUGGUUGAUCGACCCGCAAGAGCAGAAGAAGGCGCUUAUUAAAGCGGAGGGUAUUAUACAGAGGAGCAAGGAUCUGAGGAGUACUGCCGUAAAGCUCAGGAAACAAUUAUUGGAUAAAAUUAAAGAGUUUCAUUGUAUGCAGGAGGAAUUGAAAGUCGAAGAGGAUUGAUUUGUAGCCUAUUCGAAUUAGUUCAUAUCAAUUAUUUGGUCAAUUUUUUAAAAUUAGAUCUCGUCUGAUUCGUUCGGCUUAAUACAUGACAAUUUUUUGUUAUAAAUACGUAAUUAUUAGCAUUCUGGUCAAUUCGAUGAAUUGUCAAUUUUCUAAUACCAUUUAAAAAAAGACAUAUUGCCCUUAUUUAAGUACAUAUAUUUAUUUGUUAACAACAUUAAAAAAUAUAUCGUUGUAUACUC